AUGGCUUUUACACCGCCGACCUCACAGGCUCCUGCCUGGGUAUCUCUGACGUCCGAGGAGGCUGAGGAUGUCGACGAGCCACCCGAGUUCAAUCGGAAGUUUGAGAGAACCGCUGUUCGACCGGCCCAGGACCAAUCGUCACUUCUUACCAAGGCCAUUAUGGCUGAACCAGAAGAGACUCCAUCACAUCAUGCACCCUCCAUUCUUUUGAGCAGCCAACGGCGACGAUCCAUGACCAGCAAUGUCAGCAUUGCUUCAACUGCCGACCUAACCAGUGAUACUGGUAUGACGAGCCCAUGUCGCACGAAUACCCCUAGCCCUCCAAUUCCUGAGAUGGCUGCGCUGAGACUGCACCACGAUGUUGUUCUCUCCGAGAACAAACAUGUUCCCACCACUGCUGCUACUCAGCCUCCGAAGAAACGAUGCAUCCAAUUUGCAUGUGCUGCUAAACCACCUGUGCUGCAAGCGGAGCCCAUGGUCAAGGCACCAUCUGCAGAGCAAGCUCCUCGACGGCCAUCAAUAAAAUUCGCUUGCCCGGAGAGACCAGCAUCGACACAGAACACGCCACCACGGCAGAUACCUGAUCCCGGUGCACACCCAUCGCUACCUACGAAUCCCGAGUCGCCCUCAACCCCCAAAAAGACUUCUGCUUUAUCUGCUGCUCUCCACACAUCACCACGAUCAUCUGGCAUACGUCGACUGUCGAACAAGCCCCCUCUUUCUCGCCCUAAGUUUCUCCGUGCCAAUUCCAAGGACCUUGUUAAGGAUAGCUCUCAAUUCCAUGAGUUUGCAAGCGGUACAGCUCGCGAAGAAGAUUGGAUUAGGCAACCUUCAGCGACUGUAAAUAAGCUUACCAUCCAUGAUACUCUGACCAAAGAGAACCAUUUCCGUCGUCUUGGAGCCGAAGCCGAAGAAGAAGCCGAGCUGGAAGAAGAGGAGGAUGAGGCUAUUUCAGAGGAAGAGGAAGAAGAUGAUGAAGACGACAAUGAGGAUGCCUCUGAGGAAGAUGGCGAGGAAGAUUUCGAAGAAGAUUCUGAUGGCUAUCACACCGACUCUGAAACGGGUUUCGCCGACUCUGACGAAGAAGAUGAGGAGGACGAGAACAUGAUUCUUUGGACUCCUAGCCAUGCCACUGCUCGACAGAACAAGAUCAUUCCCCCUGUUCGACGACCAUCCCUGAAUGAGCCCCAGUCUGACUCCUCAAUCGCCAGUCGUGCCAGCCGAUCAAGCAUUCGACGAGCCAAAGCUAGGCGUAUCAAGGUUGAAUCGGACGCUCCAGAUCUUCCAGACAGUACUGAUUUUGUCUGUGGCACACUGGAUGAGGAUAGACCUUUGGAAGAAGCCUAUCUUUCUUGCCUCGCGGCUCGUAGAAAUGAGAAAUUGCGAGUCAUCCCACAGGAUAUCGAUCCCAGCUUCCCAGCCUCUGAUCCUGACGACGACGACGAGGAAGAACUUUACAAUCCUGUUCACCACGACAGUGAUGAGGACGUCUGGGUGCAAGGCCAUAUGGAAGACCUGCAUCAUGGCCAGGAACGCUCCAGGAGACGAAGAAAAAGCGAACAAGCAUCGCCACGCAAGUAUCGCUCUCCGCCCCCAAGACGACAUCACUCCCCUGCGCCUAAGGUCCGAGGUCGCUCCCCGAAGCCCUUGUUUGGCCGACAUUCUCCCAAGAGGAUGCGAUCUCCUGCACCAAAGGCAAUGAAUACCCCACUACAGACUCCGCGUCAAGGUGCUCAUGUGCAAUUCCACUUGGCUGGUAGACCAGGCAUGACCCAAACCAAGUCUCUACCUCGCCAACCUGCUCUUUUCGCUGUUAUGAAGAGCUGCAAGCCAGUCAAGCAUCAACACCAACAUGAUGCCGACUGCCAUCUUCGGGGAGCCAUUGACAUCGUCAAGGGUCUUGAGCGCAAGCGCCAACGCCGCAAGGAAAAGUUCUUCCAAAAAUACUGCAACCGCGCAAGACGUGGCCAAAUCCCAGAACGCAAGCCUCAGCCUGGCCGAGGUGCAGAGCGGAUGAAGGAGCUUGGUCUACUCAUGGCUGGCAAAAAGGAACAGGGCAAUUAUGUCAUGUCUAUCUAA
Messenger RNA from Pochonia chlamydosporia 170, 2079 nucleotides. Its product is annotated as GTP-binding protein SAR1. Lineage: Eukaryota; Fungi; Ascomycota; Sordariomycetes; Hypocreales; Clavicipitaceae. The transcript has a single exon. The coding region runs from base 1 to 2079 and encodes 692 amino acids. The record is from RefSeq and is a predicted model, not a curated record.